CUUGUUACUCGGAACCUCACAUCUAUAAACAGCCCGCAAUUAGAGGAAGCUAGCACUCAAACUCAAAUCACUUAACGAUACUAUUAAUCCAGUAAUAUCUCCAGUGAUGUCUCCUUCUACUUCAAUUCCAAGGCUAGCAUUCUCUCUAGCGCUAGUGUCCUCUUCUUUCCUCAUAAGCUUUUCCAGUGCUGGUAGCUUCACCGAUAACAUCAGAAUCAGUUGGGGCGAUGGCCGAGGAAAGAUUUUCGACAGCGGGAAGCAACUAUCUCUAUCUCUGGACCAGUACUCUGGCUCUGGCUUCGAAUCCACGCACGAGUAUCUCUACGGCAGGCUCGAUGUCCAGAUCAAGCUUGUCGCUGGAAAUUCUGCGGGCACGGUCACCACAUUUUUCUUAUCAUCGCAAGGACCGACACACGACGAGAUUGAUUUUGAAUUCCUCGGGAAUGUGACUGGAGAGCCUUAUACUCUGCACACCAAUGUGUUUGCUCAGGGGAAGGGCGACCGAGAGCAGCAGUUUCACUUGUGGUUCGACCCCACCAAGGAUUUCCACACUUACUCCAUUCUCUGGAAUCCACAACAUGUUAUUUUCUUGGUGGAUAAUAUUCCGAUCAGAGAUUUCAAGAAUCACGAGUCAAGGGGGGUAUUCUUCCCAAAGAAACAACCAAUGAGGCUCUACUCGAGCUUGUGGAACGCAGAUGACUGGGCUACCCAGGGCGGGCUCGUGAAGACAGACUGGGCUCAGGCUCCCUUCACGGCCUACUACAGAAACUUCAAUGCCGACGCUUGUGUUUGGAACGGGGCCUCGUCUAGCUGCUCUUCUGGAGAUAAACCCAUGGAUUCAACUUCUUCAUCGUCGAGCCAUGGAGAUUGGUACAGGCAUGAGUUGGACUCGUAUAGCUAUAGGAGGAUGAGAUGGGUGCAGAGGAAGUACAUGGUCUACAACUACUGCUCUGAUGUUAAGAGGUUCCCCAGAGGACUUCCAAGAGAGUGCAGGCUCAGAUGAAGUCGAAAUGAGUGAUCGUGGAUUUGUAUAUGAAUACUGUUUUAAUUCGCGUAAAUUGAAUCUGUUUGUUUCUUUGAUGAUUUCGUUGAAUUCUUGUGUAAGGGAUGUUGAUUUGGAUGACCUUUUGUCAUCCCGUACGUAAUAAGAGCGAGGGUGUUCACUUUACUGUUUUCGUAAAUAUUUUCU
Asparagus officinalis (garden asparagus) is the source of this 1189-nucleotide messenger RNA. RefSeq names its product xyloglucan endotransglucosylase/hydrolase protein 15-like. Bases 107 to 1003 code for a protein of 298 amino acids. Gene Ontology annotation, biological process: xyloglucan metabolic process; cell wall biogenesis. Gene Ontology annotation, molecular function: xyloglucan:xyloglucosyl transferase activity; hydrolase activity, hydrolyzing O-glycosyl compounds. The record is from RefSeq and is a predicted model, not a curated record. Lineage: Eukaryota; Viridiplantae; Streptophyta; Magnoliopsida; Asparagales; Asparagaceae. Gene Ontology annotation, cellular component: cell wall; apoplast. The transcript has 4 exons.